GGCUUAAAUUUGGGAGCUUGGGCAGGCUCGGCGCUAGUGUAAAACGGGGGAGGGCCAGGCAAGCGAACCCCGCAAGGAUGCGUACAAUCGACUGGGACUCGGUAGCGCAUCGGCAGGACAGCGACCGCAACCGAUGACCUAGAGGCAUCCUACGCCGACGCUAUUCCCACGCAUUGACAGGUUCGCCAGGAGUUAGCUAGCCAGCCUGCCGCCUACCCACGAUGCCGGCCUACAACUCGGUCUUCAACGCAGACCCCCACCAGCCGCGGCUGGUUGGGAACUUCCCGCUGAUGCCUCUGCGCACCAAGGUGCGCGGGCCCGUAUACGCGCUGCCCUUCCCGGACACGCCGCUGCCGGCCGGCGAGUCGCCCGACGAGGACUCGGAGAGCUACGACAUCCUCGACGAGGUGCUGCAAAAGUUCCGCGCCAACACCUUCUUCCGCAACUUUGAGAUCCAGGGCCCCGCCGACCGCCUGCUCAUCUACGGCAUCUGGUUCGUCUCGGACUGCCUGGCCAAGAUCAAGCCCUCGGCCGGCGUGCGUGAUGCCACCAAAGACGUCACGAACCUCGCCCUCGACCUCAACUUUGCCCUCCCCGGCGACCCCGCCUGGCCGUUAAACCAGAUGUAUGAACCACCCCGCGACAGGCAAGACGCAGAGAUUCUACGGCAAUACAUGUCACAGGUGAGGCAGGAGUUGGCGACGAGGUUACUGGCACGCGUAUAUGAGGAGGACGGCGACGGCAAGCCGAGCAAGUGGUGGCUGAGCUUCACGAAGCGGAAAUUCAUGGGCAAGGGUCUGUGAAGUGAAGACCGGACAGCUAUGCGUUAGAAGCAAAAACACUGGGAGGGUAGACACUUUUUUUUUUUUUUUUUUUAAAAAAAAAAAA
Lasiosphaeria miniovina is the source of this 888-nucleotide messenger RNA. Its product is annotated as actin-related protein 2/3 complex subunit 3. The transcript is spliced from 3 exons. Lineage: Eukaryota; Fungi; Ascomycota; Sordariomycetes; Sordariales; Lasiosphaeriaceae. The coding region runs from base 222 to 803 and encodes 193 amino acids. Gene Ontology annotation, biological process: Arp2/3 complex-mediated actin nucleation; regulation of actin filament polymerization. Gene Ontology annotation, cellular component: cytoskeleton; Arp2/3 protein complex. Gene Ontology annotation, molecular function: actin filament binding. The record is from RefSeq and is a predicted model, not a curated record.